AUGCAGGCAGUGUUUGGGCUGUGGGUGGUCUUGGUGAUGGCCACUACGUUGGUAGUGGGAGGAGAAGUGGACGGCAGAUGGGAGAGCUUCAAGGCCAAGUACGGCAAGAGCUACCCGACCCCCCACGAGGAGGCCCACCGCCGCGCCGUGUUCCAUCGCAACGUGGCCUUCAUCGCCGCCCACCACGACCCGCUCUACACCGUGGCCAUCAACGAGUUCGCCGACCUCACCUUCGACGAGUUCUCUACGCGGAAGAUGGGACUCCUCCCUCCACCUCUCCCUUCAUCGUCGUCUUCAUCUCCAGGCGCAGCGCACCUGCUCGAAGCCGCUACGCGACUCCCUACGCAGGUCGACUGGCGGGAGAAGGGCGUCGUGACCCGCGUCAAGAACCAGCUCGACUGCGGCUCCUGCUGGGCCUUCUCUGCCGCUGGCGCCAUCGAAGGCCAGCAGGCGCUGCGGACCGGUCGGCUGGUGGACCUGUCGGAGGAGAACCUCAUCGACUGCUCGUGGGCGCAGGGCGACAUGGGCUGCGGCGGCGGGCUGCCCUCCCAGGCCUUCCAGUAUGUGAUCGACAACAAGGGCAUCGACACCGAGGCGCGGUAUCCGCUGGCGUCGGUGUGGAUCUCGGACUGCACCGCGCCCGAGCUGUGUCCGUGCACCUACAACCGGUCCGCGGGGGCGGUGGGCGCCGUCGUCGCGUCGUACACGUCCCUCCCGGCCGGCAGCGAAGCCGCCCUCGCUCACGCCCUCGCCACCGUCGGACCAAUCAGCGUGUGCAUUGAUGCCGAGCAGGGACUGCAGUUCUACUCGGGCGGCGUGUUCUCGUCGCGAUCGUGCGGCUCGGCUCGCACUGACCUCAAUCACGCCGUGCUCGCCGUAGGCUACGGCAGCGUUCCCGUGAAUGGUACGGAGGUGGAGUACUACAUCGUCAAGAACUCGUGGGGCCGGAGCUGGGGCAUGGACGGCUACGUCCUCUUCGCGCGCGGCUCCAACAUGUGCGGCAUCGCCACGCUUGCCACUUACCCCAGCGUGAUCUGA
This is a messenger RNA of Acanthamoeba castellanii str. Neff, 1038 nucleotides long. Its product is annotated as cathepsin Llike cysteine protease. The transcript has 5 exons. Gene Ontology annotation, biological process: immune response. The record is from RefSeq and is a predicted model, not a curated record. Gene Ontology annotation, molecular function: cysteine-type endopeptidase activity. Bases 1 to 1038 code for a protein of 345 amino acids. NCBI's taxonomy places the organism in Eukaryota, Discosea, Longamoebia, Acanthamoebidae. Gene Ontology annotation, cellular component: lysosome.